Molecule: messenger RNA, 421 nt
Organism: Meloidogyne enterolobii
Lineage: Eukaryota; Metazoa; Nematoda; Chromadorea; Rhabditida; Meloidogynidae
Source: the annotation of a GenBank genome assembly
AUGACGAAUUCAGGCCCAGUCGGCCCGCCAGGUCCUGCUGGAAAGGCCGGCGUCCCUGGACAGCCAGGCGUUGAUGGACAUCCUGGAAGAGACGGCCAUCCUGGUAUUCAAGGACCUCAUGGUGAUUUAGGCCCUAUUGGGGAGAGAGGAAAGGAAGGUGAGCCGGGACAGCCCGGCAGAGACGGAUUUACUUCAAAGGGAGAGCCAGGCCCGAAAGGAGAAAUUGGGAAAGCUGGUCUGCCCGGAAGACCAGGAGAAAAAGGGCAAAAUGGUCUUCCUGGUUUGGCAGGACCACCCGGGCCUGCUGGCAAUGCUGGGUUACCUGGAACACCUGGAGUGCCCGGAUUGCCUGGAGAGAGAGGGGCAAAUGGAAUACAUGGAGAAGAUGCAAAGUAUUGUUCUUGUCCGACAACCGGAUAAA